Messenger RNA from Linum trigynum, 2770 nucleotides. NCBI's taxonomy places the organism in Eukaryota, Viridiplantae, Streptophyta, Magnoliopsida, Malpighiales, Linaceae. The record is from the annotation of a GenBank genome assembly.
CGUAUGUGUGUGUAUAUAUAUAUAUAUAUAUAUAUAUAUCGCUUUUCCGCUAUGAAUCUCUCAGUUAAUUCUAACAUCCCAUGGCUCCUCCAACUGAGAAUUACUUUCUGCUCAUCGCGCCACUUCUUCUUCUACUUCUAGCUUAUACAAGCUUUCUUUUCAUAUCGGGGAAAUCCCCGUCCCUCAAACGCCGCCGUAUCGAAGCCCAAACUCCUCCGCCGGGCCCGCCGGCCCUGCCCAUCAUCGGCCACCUCCACCUCGUCGGCAAAAUCCUGCCCACAUCUUUCCAGGCCCUGGCCCAACGCCACGGCCCACUACUCACCCUCCGCCUCGGAUUCUCCACCUGCGUCCUGGCCUCCGACGCCUCCACCGCGAAGCAAAUCUUCAAGGCCCACGAGCUCAACUUCUCGUCCAGGCCCGAGUUCGGCUCGGCCCAGUACUCCAUCUACCGCGGGUCCAACUUCGCCAUGGCCCCCCACGGCGACUACUGGCGGUUCAUGAAGAAGCUGACCGUCACCAGGCUCCUCUCCCCCGCCCGGCUCCGCCUCCUCGCCGGCGUGGUGGACGACGAGAGGGUCCGGCUUCUGAGAUCCGUCGCCGGCAGCGACGGGAAGGUAUGCGAUCUGGGGAGCGAGCUGACGGCAAUGACGAACAACGUGAUCUGCCGGAUGGCGAUGAGCACGAGGUGCUCCGGCGAGAGUGAGGAGGCGGAGAGGGUCAGAGGGGUGGUGGCGGAGUGUUUGGAUCUCGCCGGGAAGUUGAGCUGCGGGGACGCGUUGGGCCCGCUUUUUUCGGUGCUGGAUUUUUCGGGGAAUGGGCCGAAGCUGGUUCGGGUGCUGACCGAGUUCGAUGGGCUGGUGGAGAGGAUUAUAAAGGAGCACGAGGAGGAGGAAGAGACGGAAAGAAGAAGGGAGGAUUUGUUGGAUAUCUUGCUGGAGAUUUAUAACGAUCCGCUUGCUGAGAUCAGGCUUUCCAAGACCGAUAUCAAGUCUUUCUUGCUCGACAUAUUCAUCGCCGGGACAGACACAACAUCAACCGCAAUGCAAUGGGCGAUGGCAGAACUGAUCAACCACCCAGCCGCGUUCAAAAACCUCAGGGACGAAAUCAACACCGUCGUCGGCCCAAACCAGCUCAUCAAAAACUCCGACGUCCCAAACCUGCCUUACCUCCGAGCCGUGAUCCACGAGACCCUCCGCCUCCACCCUCCCGCGCCGUUGAUCAUCAGAGAAUCCGCCGACGACUGCCAAGUGAACAGUUUCACCAUCAAGCGCAAGACCCGAGUCCUAACCAAUGUCUACGCCGUCAUGAGGGAUCCGCAAAGCUGGAAGAACCCAGACGAGUUUAUUCCGGAGAGAUUCUUGGAAGAUAAUUCGGAUGAGAAAAUUGAGGGUGGGAAUUUUGAUUUUCGAUACCUUCCUUUUGGGAGCGGGAGGAGAGGGUGCCCCGGCGCUUCGCUGGCGAUGAUGGUGAUGCACGCGACCGUGGGAGCUCUGGUGCAGUGCUUUGAUUGGGAGGUUGAGGACGGGGAGAAGUUGGAUAUGAGGCUUGGUUCAGGGUUUGGGGGAGAAAUGGCUCGACCUCUGUUGUGUUAUCCUGUGUCACGCUUAUCACCACAUUAUUUUUAACAUGCUAUAGAUUGAAAAGAAGAGGCAAAUAGAUUGUUGAGAGUUCAUGUGAUUUCAAACCAAACAAAAGGUUGUUAUGCUCGUCAACUUUGUUGAUGGUCGAUUUUCAUGUUUUGCCAAGGGUUUGAUGGUAUGCUUGAACUGGAGUUUUUUUUUACUAUGUAACUCUUAGUUUUUGGUAGGGGUGGCUAUACGGUCCGGUCCGGUUAAAUUGGCCCAAAUUGAUUCGGUCCAGUCCGGUCUUUUUAAAAAUAUAAGGACCAAAGAUUAGAUUGGAUACAGUCCGGUCUUGAUCCGGUCCGGUCCCAAUUCGGUCUUGAUUUUAUAUUGAGCUUGUGGGGAUUUGUGUGGCCUAAGGCCUGAAAGGGUGAUGAGUUGGUUAAGUUUUGUACUAAGUGCAAAGGUUUUUGACCAUUUAAGACAAUUAUCCUUAAGUUUUGGGUGUUGAGCUCUCUUAUCCGAUCUUUAUCCAAUUUUCGAUCCGGUCCCGAACGGUUUUUUACCUCAAAUCUAAGCCCAAAGAUUGGAUUGGAUUGUUUACUAUCCGGUCCAAGUCCGGGUUAUACGGUCCGAUUUCGGGUAAAUCCUCAAACUCAACUUCGUGAGUGGAUCGAUGAGACUAUAGACACAACAAUCCCUUACUAUCGAUCUUCAAUCGAUCAAAGUACCGUGUCGACUUCCUCGAAGGAGACACUCGCGUAGAGUCCAAAUCGUUUCAUAUUAGUCCGGGUACAUACCACGACACAUGUUAGGGAUAAAACCUAACAAGGAUGUUGCCGGUUUUCAAAGUUACGAGUCAGAGGAACUCUAAGUGGAUCGAGCUUAUGCAACAACUUCCCUCCUGUGCUUCCUUUCACCAUCCAAUAGUAUAGUUUUGCUUUUCCAACAUUGUUUAUCUUCUUUCGUUUUUUAAAACCAAGAGGAACAUCAACUCCGAGGCACCUCAACCUCCACUUUAUUAGCUUUUAGAACCUCAUAGAACUCCGCAUUUGCCACCUUAGUAAGUGAUUGUUAGAGAUCCUAACAAAUAUGAUCUUGGUCUUUGGACCAGAUAGAUAAAUUUGCAUACACAAUCUACACGAGCGAUCGAUCAAUUCAAGAGAGACAAGAUUUGGAAAUAUUAUAAAGAAAAUCAACCCUCUUGA